GAAAAAGCAGAGAAUUCUAGAAAGAAGAACUUCACGCACUUCAAGGCCGUUGCAACGAACAACAUCUAUAUAUCCUCAAAAUUCCAUCCAUCCCUUAUAUACACAUUUUCACAUUAUACCAAAAAAAGAAGUAGUCACAGAUUCAUCACAGUCCUCUCUUCUUCUCCAUCUCUCAAACCAAGUCAGUCAGUCCAUGGCGCUCUCCACCAAACUUUUUCAACGGAGGAGCUCCACCGCAGUCUUGGGCGCGCGAUCCAUGUCCUGGUGGCGGAGUGUCCAACCGGCUCCCAAAGAUCCCAUUCUCGGCGUCACCGAAGCCUUCCUCGCCGAUCCCAGUCCCAACAAAGUCAAUGUUGGAGUCGGUGCGUACCGUGAUGACAACGGAAAGCCGGUUGUUUUGGAAUGCGUUAGAGAAGCAGAGCGGAGGGUUGCCGGAAAAUUGAACAUGGAAUAUCUUCCUAUGGGGGGCAGUGUGAAGAUGGUGGAAGAAACAUUGAAGCUGGCCUAUGGAGAGACUUCUGAAUUUCUCAAAGAUAAAAGGAUAGCAGCAGUGCAAUCUCUCUCUGGGACUGGUGCAUGUCGUCUUUUUGCAGACUUUCAAAAACGUUUUCGUCCAGAUUCUAAUAUCUAUAUUCCAGUGCCAACAUGGGCCAACCACCAUAACAUCUGGAGAGAUGCCCAGGUCCCUCAAAGGACUUUCCAUUACUAUCAUCCAGAGACUAAGGGUUUGGACUUUGCAGGACUGAUUGAUGACAUAAAGAAUGCUCCAAGUGGCUCAUUCUUUCUACUUCAUGCAUGUGCUCACAAUCCCACUGGAGUUGAUCCUUCGGAGGAACAAUGGAAAGAGAUCUCAUACCAAAUCAAGGGUAAAGGUCAUUUUGCCUUCUUUGACAUGGCAUAUCAAGGUUUUGCUAGUGGUAACCCAGAGAGAGAUGCAAAAGCCAUCAGGAUUUUUCUCGAGGAUGGUCAUCUAAUUGGAAUUUCUCAAUCUUAUGCAAAAAAUAUGGGACUCUAUGGGCAGAGAGUAGGAUGCCUUAGCUUGCUUUGUGAGGAUGAAAAACAAGCUGUGGCUGUAAAAAGUCAGUUGCAGCAGCUUGCCAGACCCAUGUAUAGUAACCCACCCGUUCAUGGACCGCUUAUAGUGUCAACUAUCCUUGGUGAUCCAGACUUGAAGAAUUUGUGGCUCCGAGAAGUUAAGGGCAUGGCAGAUCGCAUAAUCGGAAUGCGAACUGCUCUACGAGAAAACCUUGAGAAAUUGGGAUCACCCUUAUCUUGGGAGCACAUAACAAAUCAGAUUGGCAUGUUUUGCUAUAGCGGAAUGACACCUGAACAGGUUGAUCGUUUGACAAAUGAGUUUCAUAUAUAUUUGACUCGCAAUGGUCGAAUAAGUAUGGCGGGUGUUACAACGGGCAAUGUUGGAUAUCUGGCAAAUGCUAUACAUGAAGUAACAAAAUCUGCAUAGAGAUAAGGCCGGCUUAAAUUCUUCAAUGAGCCUUAGGAACUGUACCAGAUAGUGAUUUUGUUAGCUACAUCAUAAUCUUCUUGAUAUAAGGAAGCGAAACACUGGAACCAUCAUUUAAUGCGCUCUUAUUAUUCUUCUCCAUUUUUUGGAUUCAGCUCGGGACUUGUCAUCUUGGUUAUAUACCAAGUCCUGGAAUACAAAAACCACAGAUAGUGUCAUUUGUCCAAAAUCAUAUGCUGUGAUUUUGCCUCCGGCAAUAAAUUCGGAUUUUGUAGAUUUUGUUACCUGGGAGUAUUUAGUACAAUAAUGAGUUGCAAACUUUAGCA
Rosa rugosa (rugosa rose) is the source of this 1788-nucleotide messenger RNA. Its product is annotated as aspartate aminotransferase, mitochondrial. Gene Ontology annotation, cellular component: mitochondrion. Lineage: Eukaryota; Viridiplantae; Streptophyta; Magnoliopsida; Rosales; Rosaceae. Gene Ontology annotation, molecular function: L-aspartate:2-oxoglutarate transaminase activity; pyridoxal phosphate binding. Gene Ontology annotation, biological process: biosynthetic process; amino acid metabolic process. The coding region runs from base 194 to 1462 and encodes 422 amino acids. The transcript has 10 exons. The record is from RefSeq and is a predicted model, not a curated record.